AAGUUGACAGAUUUUGCUUUUGCUACAUUUUUCUUGUUUCUUUUUUGGAUCCAUCGUGGCUGGCUGUAAAGUUUUUAACGUUUACUCAUGCUAGCGUCGCAAUUUAUUUACAUUUUCAAGUGCUUUGUAUGAUUAUUGAUCAAAAUGAGUGCGUGGCCGGAGGUAUCGACAGCAAAGUCGGAAAACAGACAUGAAAUCAAAUUGGCGGGCUCCAACGUCUCCAAACGGAUUUCUGAAGGUGGUUUGGACAAGAAUUUGUUUCUAUUGACGAGCUUGAACCUGCUGAACAUCAGCGAUACGUGCUUGUCAUCGAUUCCUGAUGAAAUAAAGCUGCUUACAAACUUGCAGUCAUUACUUUUAUUCGGAAACCAGUUAGCGGUUUUCAAUGAAAACAUAACCUCGCUGUCGAAGUUAAAAGUGCUAGAUUUGUCAAGAAACCAGAUUACGAGCAUUCCUGAGUCGUUGAAUAAGAUGAAAGAGUUGACAAGUAUAAAUUUUAGUUCGAAUCAGAUCGAUAGUAUGCCUAAAUUAGGGGAUUUUCCCAAUUUGAUUAUGGUGGACAUAUCCAACAACAAACUGACUGCUUUCUUGGAUAUAGAGAACGCUAACUUGCCCCACCUCACGGAUUUGAAACUCAAAAGCAAUGCUAUUGAGAGUCUGCCAAGCUAUGUGGCUCGUAAUCUGCCAUCUCUGAAGAAUUUUGAUAUCGGAGAAAAUCAACUCAAGGUUAUUCCUGGAGAAGUAGCUACCAUGUCUAAAUUGAAAGAACUAAAUCUAAAAGGAAACAAGCUAUCCGACAAAAGACUGAUGAAACUAGUCGACCAAUGCCGCACCAAGCAAGUCCUGGAUUACAUCCGCGACCACUGCCCCAAACUGGACCAAUCUCAGCCAGCACAGGGCAAGGGCAAAGGCAAGAAAGCCAAAAAGCAGGACGAACCUCCACCGGACGACAACGUCUGCGAUCUAUGCCAUUCGAUGAAAAUCUUACACGUUGAAGACGACACUCUCAAAGUUAAGAUUGUUGAAUCUGAAGUUAGCGGUGUCCGUCCAUAUAUUGUGUGCUGUAUCGUUAACGAUUUGCACUUCACGGAGGCAUCGUUUAAGAAGUUCAUUCAAAUGCAAACGAAGCUUCAUGACACAAUCUGUGAUAAGAGAAACGUGGCCACCAUUGCUACUCAUGACCUGAACAAAAUUGCUCCAGGAGAUCUACUGUACACUGCCAAAGCACCCUCCGCUUUAUCCCUGACUCCGCUGUCCCGGCUGAAGCCCUACACCGGGGAGCAGCUGUUCCAACAGCUUACGGCUGAGGCCGACGCCCUAAGGAAGGAGAAGAAGAGAAAUGUGUACUCUGGGAUCCACAAGUACUUGUACCUCCUGGAAGGCAAGCCCAAGUACCCCUGUCUGGAGGAUGCAAGCGGCCGCGUCAUCAGCUUCCCGCCAAUCACCAACUCUGAAGUUACCAAGAUGUCGCACGAAAGCAAGGCUAUGCUAGUAGAAGUGACAGCACAUGGCUCGCUGGGCGCGUGCCGCAGCGUCCUCAACAAGUUUCUACAAGAAGCUUUGCUGCUGGGGAUAGGAGACAGCCAGGAGUCCGGCUACCACACGCUCACUGUGCAGCAGGUCAAGAUAGUGGACCUAGAAGGCAACCUGAAGAGCGUCUACCCCUCCCGCACAGACUGCGGCUUCGAGGACUCCACCGACGUGAAGGUCUAUCGGCUGCCAAAGAAGUAAUCAUUACCAUUACCUACUAUUACUUUAGUCCAGUCUCUUGCGACGUGAUCUUGUUUAAAAAAACGACCAAGCACCAGCGAUGUAAUAAGUCAGUCCCCUGGACAAAGUAAAAUUCAUUGACAGCAAGCUUACUCUAACACAAACAUUACUUAAAUUUUUCACAGUGCACGUGGACGCACAGGGUCCCAAAACCUAUUCAUAGACUUGAGUGGCCGAUUGACACACUCGAACCAAUCACAGAGUUCUUUCAACGCUGUGCGUUCGACUUCCCAUAGCGUUGCUGCUUCACUUCAGCAAGCAUUGUUUGUGAAUACGGGUGUGAAAUGCUAUUUACGUAGUUCCGUCUAUCUGUCACCGUCGCUCAUGUUGGUAUUUCGCUUUACGUGAGAGGGAUGGCGACAUUCGAAACUUUGGAUAACGUUUUUCGGAUUGACCCUCCUGAUUCCACAGAUUUAAUAAGAUUUAUCGUUUAUAAACAGUUGGUAUUACUGGCGACUGGCUAACUUUAUUCUACAGUAGCGCCAUCCUGGUGGAUGCAAAUCGUCGCUUAAGUUUUAUCACCACGUAAGUAAUUUUUGGCGGUUUUGGCAUGUUGAUGCCAUCCGCUAGAGAAUCGAAAGACGCGUCGUUUCGUCCAAUCCUGAAAAGUUGCUAAAAAUUACUUACGCGGUGAUAGAACUUAAACGACGAAAUGCGAUAGUCCUAUCGCUUCAACGCUCACCAGUAGUUGGCGCCACUGUCUUAGCCACUAGCGAUUGACAGGACUUUACAGUGGCGCCAACUAGUGAUGGAAAUGUUUGUCAUGAGUCUUACUUUGUCUAGGUAGCAGUAAGGCCAACUAACUGCCUCAACUCAGUAUUUAAAGGUAUGCUGAAAUGGAUUCUGUGUACUAACAAUUUGGGUAUGGAAAAAUAAGUUCGCGAAAUUGUAUACGCUGACAAAAUUCGUAUGGUAAACUCGGAACAUACGCGGUUCAGAGAUUAAAAGAAAUCAUUUAUGUAUAAAUUAAUAACCAUUCGUUUGAUACUCUGGAGUAAAACUUCAUUACUAUUGUAUUCAAUGUUUAGCUAGUGUAUAAAAUUUCGGGCCAUUGGUAACGCCCCAGUAAAGGAAUAUCCAUAUAGCCAUGUAGCGUUGGACGAACUAUGAAGUGGGUAUUUGAAAAUCAUCUUUACUUUAUAAGUAGCGCAAACGCCCCACGCACGCUGCCAGUCAAUGUGAAUACACCUUAAUACCAGUGUAAAAUAUGUCCUUUAACGUUGCCAAAACCGGCCCCGUCUUGUGAAUUUCAUUAAAAAUAACAACUUUUUAUAAAACUCGUUAACAUAAUGCCUUAUUUAUACGUACUUUCAUAUCGGUUGCACAUGACGUUUGAGUAUUAGUUUAUUACUUUCUAGUAUAUUUAUAAUGUUCUGGAAAAUAAAGAAAUCUUCAAAUGAUACAGGAUGUCAUGCCAAAAAAAUGAAUCAACAAAUCACAGUUUAAGUUUGGGAAAGUCUUUUUUAUUUAACUUUAAACCUUAUGGCGCAAGUACACUGCGGAAAAUUACCGAGACGAAGCGCUAUAUCGCAUACCAAAGCCGUGGUGUAACUGCGCCAUUGGGUUCUAUCUUGGCCAAGCCAUUUAGUUCAGAAGUGACAUUCCGACCUUUAUUCAAUAAAGGAAUUCAGGAAUUACUUUUAAAACUUACUUUAUAUUGUCUUUUGUGUGCCUUAAAUUAUAUUUAGAAUAAACCACUUCAAAUAGGUUACAAAUUAACACGUUCGCGGUAGUUUGCAAAUUAUUUUGUAAGAAAAUAACAAACAUUCAAUACGUCAAUUCAUAGUUUUCGCUGAUACAAUUUUUUUUGCGCAAUUUUUCACAAUCGGGUGAUGCCUCGGUAAUGGAAUAGAAAUUCUAUUUAGCCCUCCUGACGACAGUUAAUUAACCCUCCGUGUACGAGGUGACUAAAAGUUACGUCCCGUACCAGGUGGGGUAUGACACACCCCAAUAUACAAAGUGAUAAAAUUUUCAUUCAACAUUUUUUUAGGUGGAAUUUAAUAUUUAAUAUUGAUUAUUUACGUAUGCUAAUUAGGUUUAAGAAAUGCUCUGAGCUGAAAAUAUGUAUUAUAACAUUUUUAUCAUAAAAAAACAAAAAGACACCAUUUCCAUUGUUCUUGUAAUUUAGGAAUCAGUUUCCUAUGUAUAAUUUUUAAUUAGUGCCUUUAAUUAUGACAACCGUUUUUAUUUAACAAAGUACAAGUAUUUACUUAUAAUUUAAAAGUAAAUUAAAAACUGGAAGGGUAUAAAUUUGUUUUGAUCAUCGGUUUUCAAUUUACCACAAUUCUGAUGAAAGAAAUUGAGUAUGCUCAAUGCAUAAAAUGGGAGUGUAACAAUUUUAUUUAUUUAUAAAAUAUGUUAUUCCAUUUCAGUAGCCCCUAAAUUGUAUCACAAAGUAUAAAUUGUAGCCCAUAAGUGUAUGUUCACAUACAUCUUCGGAUCUCAGUACUAAACUUCCAGAUUCGCACUAAAAGUCAUCUCAUUUGACUAAAAGUGCUUGAAAAUUUCAGAUACCGUAAAAAUCACGAAAAAUAAUAUUUGUAUUGAAUUUUAUUCAAUUGACAAAGCUAAAAAUAUAUAAAUUACACCAAAACUGUUAGAUUUUUUUUUUAACUUUUUAACAACGUCCCGUACCAGGUGGGGUGUGUGACACCCACACGCACUUUAAAGGCACGUAACUCAGUUGGUAGUCACCGCUGGACUGAUUUUGCAACGCUGAUCGAAGCAGCAGUGUCAUAAUUCCAGCUACUGAGAAUUUCAAAUUCAGCACUUGCAAAUUUUUAAAAUUGUGGCUAUUUUUAAAGGACUGGGGUGUGUCACACCCCACCUCGUACAGCGAGGGUUAAAAAUAUGGGACACUUUUACCAUCUGUCUGACGGACAAAAGAUUUAAAUUUUGUCAUCUAGCCUGUCAUCAGUCCCUUAAUCAAACGUGUGCCAUUUCUACCGCGGACGAAUCAUCCAUCAUCAUCAUUUCAGCCACAGGACGUCCAGUACUUACAUAGGCCUUACCCAAUGAUUUCCAUAAUGACCGGUUGGUAGCGGCCUGCAUCCAGCGCCUUCCUGCUACCUUUAUGAGGUCGUCGGUCCACCUGGUCGUUAUCGCGAACGAAUAUUUCUAAUUAAAAUAAAAUUCUUUGAGCUUAAAGCUCACAAUCACCAGUGUACCAAAACGUAUCGUGUAUUUUGUAAGCUUUUUACUUUGAAAUUGUACUCUGUGAUGCAAGCACCAUGAUGUGACACAUCAAUAAAAUUAUCAUUUUUAUUUGUAAGAGGAAGUUUUUGUUGCUUGUUUUUGAUUAAAGUAUUUUGUGAUACACAA
Messenger RNA from Ostrinia nubilalis (European corn borer), 5091 nucleotides. RefSeq names its product leucine-rich repeat-containing protein 47-like. Gene Ontology annotation, molecular function: protein binding; phenylalanine-tRNA ligase activity; RNA binding. Gene Ontology annotation, biological process: phenylalanyl-tRNA aminoacylation. NCBI's taxonomy places the organism in Eukaryota, Metazoa, Arthropoda, Insecta, Lepidoptera, Crambidae. The transcript has 6 exons. Bases 145 to 1731 code for a protein of 528 amino acids. The record is from RefSeq and is a predicted model, not a curated record.